Larimichthys crocea (large yellow croaker) is the source of this 2346-nucleotide messenger RNA. Its product is annotated as tripartite motif-containing protein 16. Bases 50 to 1705 code for a protein of 551 amino acids. Lineage: Eukaryota; Metazoa; Chordata; Actinopteri; Sciaenidae. The record is from RefSeq and is a predicted model, not a curated record. Gene Ontology annotation, molecular function: zinc ion binding; protein binding. The transcript has a single exon.
CGGUUCUAAGGAAGUGAAUCUCAUAAAGUCAUUGCAACUGAGAGGUGAAAUGGCAGAGAACGGAGUUCAGCUGGACAGGGAAACCUUUUCUUGUCCGAUCUGUCUGAAUCUACUGACUGAUCCGGUGACUAUUCGCUGUGGACACAGCUACUGCAUGAACUGUAUUAAAAGCUUCUGGGAUGAAGAGGAUGAGAACAAAAUCCACAGCUGCCCUCGGUGUGGCCAGACCUUCACACCAAGACCUGUCCUGCUGAAAAACACCAUGUUAGCAGUUGCACUGGAGGAAAUGAGGAAGACUGGGCUUCAAGAUGCGCCUGCUGAUCAGUGCUAUACUGAACCUGAGGAUGUGGUCUGUGACUUCUGCCCAGGGAGAAAACGGAAAGCCAUCAAAUCCUGUAUGGUUUGUCUGGUGUCUUGCUGUGAGAAACACCUUCAGCCUCAUUAUGAUGUUGUCCCAUUGAAGAAACAUAAGCUGGUGAACCCCUCCAAGAAGCUCCAGGAGAACAUUUGCUCUCAUCAUGAUGAGGCGAUGACGAUGUUUUGCCGCACUGAUCAGCAGCGCAUAUGUCAUCUCUGCCCUGUGAAUGAACACAAAGACCACGACACAGUCUCAGCUGCAGCAGAAAGUGCUGAGCGGCGUGCAGAGCUCGAGGUGAGUCGACAAACAAUCCAGGAGAGAAUCCAGGACAAAGAGAAUGAUGUGAAGGAGCUUGAACAGGAGGUGGAGGCUAUCAAUAGCUCUGCUGAUAAAGCAGUGGAGGACAGUGAGAAGAUCUUCACUGAGCUGAUCCGUCUCAUGGAGGAAAGAGGCUCUGAUGUGAAGCAGCAGCUCAGAACUCGGCAGGAAACUGAAGUGACUCGAGCCAAAGAGCAUCAGGAGAAGCUGAAGGAGGAGAUCGCUGAGCUGAAGAGGAAAGACGAUGAACUAAAGCGGCUCUCACAGACAGAGGAUUACAACGAGCUUCUACACAACUAUCCCUCUCUCAGUGAAUCUACAGCCUCAUCCAGCAUCCAUAUCCGUCCUCGAAAGUACUUUGAAGAUGUGCCGACUGCUGUGUCAGAGGUCAGAGAUAAAUUACAGGAUGUUCUGAGUAAGAAAUGGGCAAACAUUUCAUGGGCAGUAUUUGAAGUGGAUGUUUUACUCUCACAACCACAGCCUAAGACCAGAGAUGACUUCUUAAAAUAUUCAUGUGAAAUCACACUGGAUUCCGACACAGCAUAUAGACACAUAGCAUUAUCCAAUGGGAACAGAAAAGCUACAAGAAUGCAACACCAAAUAUAUUAUUCUAGUCAACCAGAACGGUAUGUUUAUUACAAUCAGGUUCUGAGUACAGAGAAUCUGACUGGACGUUGUUACUGGGAGGUGGAGUGGAGUGAGGGAGUUGGUAUAGCAGUUUCAUACAAGAACAACGGCAGAGCAAACUCAGGUGAGACUGGAUUUGGAUAUGAUGACAAAUCUUGGGCAUUGUCAUGUUCUAAAAACAGUUAUGAGUUUAUAUACAACAGUAUCUGUACUCCUGUCUCAGGUCCUCGGUCCAACAAAGUUGGAGUGUACCUGGAUUAUAGUGCAGGUAUUCUGUCCUUCUACAGCAUCUCUGAAACCAUGACUGUCCUCCACAGAGUCCAUACCACAUUCACCGAGCCUCUCUAUGCGGGAAUUCGAGUUAAUUUUAAAGAGGCUGCUGAGAUCUGUAAACUCAAAUAGGCAGAAGUGGGCUAAAUUCUGUGUUUCAGUCAUUGUUACUGAGAGCUGUUUAUUGUAGCAUUUCUUCACUGCACAGAGAUAACAAACAUUAUGGGCGAGACUUUGAUUUAUUAUUUACUUAUUUGUUGCUCUGUAAAUGCUUGAGUUUCUUUAGGGGGGCACCCAAUCCUAUGUCUGUGUUUGUCAGGAUGGCUUUUGUUAAUAUGAUCAUUGAUGAGGAGAUGUAUUAUUUUCUUUUCUGCUAAUUGUGUGGAUAAAGUGAAUCUGUGCAUAUGCAUUUGUAAAACUUACUGGACAACGCCAAGAGGUCAUCCAACCAGUCAUUUGUGAUAAAGUAUGGUUCAGUAAUUAUAGCUUUAAAUAGACCAAGGCAUGCUUUCAUUUCUGUUUAACUCAUUUGAUGCAAAACAUAUAUGUAGUAUGACAGCCUUGUUGAAGAUAGCAUUGCAUUAUUGUAAUAUUUUAAAUUCUGUAUUAAUGCGGGCAUAAUGAAUAUUGUAAAAUGUGUUUGUUUUUUAUUUGUACAUCAAACGUUUAGAAACAGAUUACAGAAGUUGAAAUGUCACAAAUCUGUAAUAUAAUAUUCAAAUAACUGUCCCAAAUAACACAUGUACAUGGAUAAUACAUGAAAUAAAAGGUGA